Besnoitia besnoiti is the source of this 1152-nucleotide messenger RNA. Its product is annotated as actin-related protein ARP1. The record is from RefSeq and is a predicted model, not a curated record. The coding region runs from base 1 to 1152 and encodes 383 amino acids. Lineage: Eukaryota; Apicomplexa; Conoidasida; Eucoccidiorida; Sarcocystidae. The transcript is spliced from 10 exons.
AUGUUGAAGUCCGGUGGAGGCUUUGAGGAAGUCAUCGCCAACCAGCCGUUGGUCAUUGACAACGGCACGGGGGUCAUCAAGGCGGGUUUCGCAGGCGAGGACACUCCGAAAUGCGUGUUUCCUGCCUUCGUCGGGCGCCCCAAGUUCCAGCGCGUGAUGGCUGGCGCGCUCGAGGGCGACGUCUUCGUUGGAUCUAAAGCGGAGCAACUGCGCGGGCUGCUGAAGUUGGGGUACCCCAUGCGCCACGGGAUGGUCGAUGACUGGCUCGACAUGGAGCUCGUGUGGACGUACGUCUUCUCUGAGAUGAAGAUCAACUCUGAGGAGCACCCUGUCCUCCUCACCGAGAGCGCCCUAAACCCCCGCCGGCAGCGCGAGAAGGCCGCAGAGAUCUUCUUCGAGACCUUCAACUCUCCCGCUAUGUUCGUCUCCGCUCAGCCGAUCUUGGCGCUGUACUCUAGCGGGCGCACGACGGGCGUGGUGCUGGAUAGCGGCGACGGCGUGACGCACGCGGUGCCGGUCUACGAAGGGUUUUCGCUCUCGCACGCCAUCAUGCGCUCGGACGUCGCAGGUCGCGACAUCACCGACUACCUCGCGCUUCUGCUGCGGCGCGCAGGGCACAUCUUCCACACGUCUGCGGAGAUGGAGGUUGUGCGGAAUAUCAAAGAGAGCGCUUGCUACAUCGCCUUCAACCCGCAGAAGGAAGAAGCGCAGGGCUUCGAUAAGACCGGGGGCGGCUACCCAUACCAGCUUCCCGAUGGCGUCCAAAUUCAGAUCGCCUCGGAACGCUACCGCGCCCCUGAGAUCCUUUUCCAUCCGUCUCUGAUCGGCCUCGAGUAUGCAGGAAUGCAUGAGCUGCUGGUGACCUCCGUGAGCCGCUGCGACCUGGAUUUGAGAAGGACGCUCUACUCGCAGAUCGUUCUUGCUGGCGGCUCGACGAUGUUCCAUGGCUUCGGAGACCGUCUUUUGAAUGAAGUUCGAAAACUUGCGCCGAAGGACAUUAAAAUCCGCAUCUCCGCGCCUCCGGAGCGCAAGUUCUCGACUUGGAUUGGCGGCUCGAUUCUUGCGUCUCUCGCCACCUUCAAGAAGAUGUGGGUUUCCAAGCAGGAAUACGAGGAGUACGGUGCCGGUAUUCUGCACAGAAAGACUCUGUAA